This is a messenger RNA of Papaver somniferum (opium poppy), 684 nucleotides long. RefSeq names its product putative F-box protein At1g53360. Bases 1 to 684 code for a protein of 227 amino acids. Lineage: Eukaryota; Viridiplantae; Streptophyta; Magnoliopsida; Ranunculales; Papaveraceae. The record is from RefSeq and is a predicted model, not a curated record. The transcript has a single exon.
AUGAUGAGAUGCCAAUUCAUAUUAUUAAAAGGAUCAACAUAUAUAAACCCACCAUUUUCAUAUUUUCAUUACAACAUUCUUGGUUCGCUUAACGGAUUAGUGCUUCUAUAUGGAUGCCAAGAUCAUGCUAUUUGUGUUUGUAACCCCGUGACCAGAGAAUAUGUGGAGCUUCCAAAAAUUAAGACAGAUUGUGAUGAUGAUCAGUAUGUUCAUUUGUUUGGUUACCUUCCUUUAACUGACGAGUAUAAAGUUGUUGCUUUACAUUGGAGAAAACUUGAUUUCAUAGAGGUUGCGGUGUGCACUCUUGGCUGUGGCAACCUCUGGAGAAUUGUUGGAAGGUUGGAUUAUGAAAUUUCCAAAUAUGACGGUGAUCGUGGAGUGUUUGCAAAUGGACCGUUGCAUUGGGUGGAAAAGGAAAGAGGAAGGGUAUUGGCCUUUGAUCUGACUGAGGAGAAGUUUCGUGAAUCUCUUUCACCACCUCCUUGGCCACUUCAUCGAGUGAGGCCUCUCCAUGCUUUAGGGGAUAUGAGCGGGAUUUAUAUUAUGUUUGAUCAAAUCCUUGAAUGCACAUGUUUGAACAUAUGGAUACUUGAAAAGAAGGACGACAUGGAAGAGCUGGUGGAACACGAGCCAUUGGGUUGGAUUAGCUUUACUCCUUUUUCUCAACCAUGGUUUAAUAUAUAA